Schizosaccharomyces cryophilus OY26 is the source of this 1650-nucleotide messenger RNA. RefSeq names its product tricarboxylic acid transporter, variant. Gene Ontology annotation, cellular component: mitochondrion. Gene Ontology annotation, biological process: alpha-ketoglutarate transport; mitochondrial citrate transmembrane transport. The transcript is spliced from 2 exons. NCBI's taxonomy places the organism in Eukaryota, Fungi, Ascomycota, Schizosaccharomycetes, Schizosaccharomycetales, Schizosaccharomycetaceae. The coding region runs from base 480 to 1250 and encodes 256 amino acids. Gene Ontology annotation, molecular function: tricarboxylate secondary active transmembrane transporter activity. The record is from RefSeq and is a predicted model, not a curated record.
UAUAUAUAUGGCUUUGUAAGAACCUAGAAACAACCCAACUCAACUAUUCCUCUAGGAUAGAGGUUUUCUAUGAAAAGCGACAAUUAAGGGUCAUUUACGUUGGUAAUAGACGUUUUCUUAGUCUAAGUAGAAGUAGACGCGUUUAGUUGAUUAUACAAAUCGUCAAUUGAAUUGAGCUGUGUUUCUGCUCAUUAUGCAAAUAUGAGUGAAAUAAAAAAGAAACAAACUUCUGCUGCGAAUUUGCUCUUAGGCGCAGGCCUAAACUUGUUUGAGUAUGUUUUAAAUAUCGUUUUGAAUAUCGUUUGUUUAGUGAAGGAUGGUAUUAUGUGAAGGAUACAUUCUUAUUGUUUUGGUUUUCUUUGGUUUUUUCGUUAGGUUUUGGAAGGAUUCCCUGGUGUAUUUUUGAAUUGGAACUUUUUGCUAAACAAGUUUUUAGAGCCUCUUCUUUGGGUCAUCCGUUGGAAGUUACCAAGGUCCAAAUGGCAGCCAACCGUACCCAAAGCAUGCAGCAAGUCCUGAAAUCCAUUCUUUCUCGCGGUGGUAUCUUCGGAUUUUAUCAGGGUUUAAUACCUUGGGCUUGGAUCGAGGCUUCUACUAAGGGAGCCGUGCUUCUUUUCACCUCCGCUGAGUUGGAGUAUUGGGGACGUUGUGCUGGGUUCUCGUCAACUGUAGCCGGUGCCUUAGCAGGCAUGGGUGGUGGUAUUGCCCAAGCUUAUGCUACAAUGGGUCUUUGUACUUGCAUGAAAACCGCUGAGGUGACUCGUGCAAAGCAAGCUGCCAGCGGAGUAAAUGUCCCUAGUACAUUCCGCGUCUUUACCGACUUGUACAAGGAAAAGGGCAUCCGUGGUGUUAAUCGAGGAGUGAAUGCCGUUGCCCUUCGUCAAAUGACGAACUGGGGAAGUCGCUUUGCUCUUUCUCGCUUUUUCGAACGACCUAUCCGUUAUUUGUCAGGAAGCAGAGAUUCUGAUCCUUUAACCUCGGGACAGCGAUUAUUUGCUAGCAUUGCAGGCGGAGCGCUAAGUUGUUGGAACCAGCCCAUCGAAGUGGCUCGUGUAGAAAUGCAGAGCUUAAGCAAUGGUCCUCAAAAUACCUCUCGAGGUAUCAUCUCUACUGUCAGCUCCAUUUACAAAAACAACGGAAUUAAGGGCUUGUAUAGGGGUGUUAUUCCUAGAAUGGGCCUUGGUGCUUACCAAACUGUCGUUAUGGUCUUUUUAGCUGACAGUAUCCGCUCUUUUUUCAAUCAAGAGUAAGCUUUUUAAACAGUUUGUGUUUUUUCCGUGGCCUUUUCAUUCCUUUUCUUGGGCAUAUUGCCGCAUUCAUACCAAAUUAAUUCCAUUUCCCUCCUUUCAAAGGAGUCGGUUUCUUACUGAAAGUUGGUUGAAUCUAAUAUUCACUUUUCUGUUUGAUUUGAUUCAUUUCAUUUGAGCAUGUUGUUAUCCGCAUUCAUUACGUGUUUUAUUCAAACGCUAGCUGUAUUACAUUCAGAUAGUAUUGACAGGACAAUAGUGAUAUAAAUAGAUGGUGCCUUUUUAGGUAAAAUCAUUCAAAAAGAAAAGUGCUAUCAUGAACACAUGUUAAGUAUACUUUUCGAAAUUGAAAAUGUAAAAUAGAAAAAAUCACCAGGGCUUCAAGUUCAAAACAAUGACUGGC